Messenger RNA from Vicia villosa (hairy vetch), 858 nucleotides. Its product is annotated as probable calcium-binding protein CML13. The coding region runs from base 197 to 640 and encodes 147 amino acids. Gene Ontology annotation, cellular component: myosin II complex. The transcript has a single exon. The record is from RefSeq and is a predicted model, not a curated record. NCBI's taxonomy places the organism in Eukaryota, Viridiplantae, Streptophyta, Magnoliopsida, Fabales, Fabaceae. Gene Ontology annotation, molecular function: calcium ion binding.
UCUCCUAAUGGGCUUAGGCCCAAAUAAAACACCCUCCAAUACGACGUCGUAAAUAAAACUCCCAAUAGUACAUUCCACCGUAAUAAUCGAUCUGAGAACAGAAACUGAAAAACAGAGAGUGGGAAAACAUUUUCAAUUUCUCCAUCAUCAUCCCGUAACAAAAUCCCCAAACCCGAAAACCCGAAACGAAACCGAAAUGGGCAAAGAUCUGAGCGACGAUCAAAUCUCUUCCAUGAAAGAAGCUUUCACUCUAUUCGACACCGAUGGCGACGGCAAGAUCGCUCCAUCGGAGCUCGGAAUCCUCAUGCGAUCUCUCGGCGGAAACCCGACCCAAGCUCAACUCAAAUCCAUCGUCGCCGAAGAGAAUCUCACAUCGCCGUUCGAUUUCAAUCGGUUUCUGGAUCUCAUGUCCAAGCACAUGAAACCUGAGCCGUUCGAUCGUCAGUUACGCGAUGCGUUCAAGGUUCUCGACAAGGAUUCCACUGGAUUCGUCUCCGUCAACGAGCUUCGUCAUAUUCUGACUAGUAUCGGGGAGAAGCUUGAGCCGGCUGAGUUUGAUGAAUGGAUCAGGGAAGUUGAUGUUGGCUCUGAUGGGAAGAUCCGGUACGAGGAUUUCAUCGCUAGAAUGGUUGCUAAGUGAGGCCACACUCAGAUCCUUCUAUUCAAAUCGGUUCAAGUGCUUUUUUUUUAAUUGCUUUUUUCUAGUGUUUUGGUAUUUUCUAUGUUUAAUUUGUGAUGCUUGUUUUUUUUCAUUCGGUUUCUUCAAGUGGAUCAAUUAAUUAACCUAGUUGUGCUUGUUUUUGUAAUUGAAACGGAGUUACUGUUGGGAAUAUAUGUGUAUCUAAUCCUUUGUUUCAA